CCAAGUGCAUAUUUUCAUCACCUACGGUUGUCCUUCAACACGACCACUUUACUAAUCCCUGCUUGCGGGCACUCUCUCUCUCUCUCUCUCUCUCUCUCUCUCUCUCACACACACACACACACACACACACACACACACACACACACGCGCAGCCAUCUGUCAACACAAUGGAUCGCAAAUGAGCGCCGUCAAUGGUACUACGUAGAGGGGCGAGGAAAAACGACCAACAAGAAAUCAACCUGGACAAAAUGCCUGAGAGGGAAUUCUUCCACCCACGCCACGUGGCAUCUCUCGUGUGCCGCAGAUAUUUCACCAAACGGACACUCACACACAUGUUAGAAUAAACCCAACUGCUUCUCCCAAGCCUAGGAGUGGGUUUCGCGAUGUGCUCUCUACUCCCGAGCUGAAAUGCGUCCUUUACGCAGCAAACAAUAGCCUACCUUUCCCCGCACAUAACGCCCCAUCCUUCACGGCCAUCCGUGGUCCUUUAGGUCCUCAACCGGGAUAAGUUUACUAAUCCCUGCUUGCGGUCUCUCUCUCUCUCUCUCUCUCUCUCUCUCUCUCUCUCUCUCUCACACACACMCACACCCACACACCCACACACAAAGAGCCCAUCGAUCAAAAAAAUGGGCCGUAAACGAGCGCCGUGGUUGGUACCUUGUAGAUGAGCAGGCAGAUACGACUACCGGGAAAUCAACCCGAAGACAAUCGCUGAGCAGGAAUGCUCCCAACCAACGACACGCAGCAUCUCUAGUACGCAACGGAGCUUCCACCCAACGACCACAAAUACACGCAUACAAAGCUCCCACCACUUCUGCCGGGCUUUACGAGUGGGUUGCUCGCUAUCCGACAGAGGACCGUGGGAGGCUUCUACUAAAAACUAAGCCACCGUGGGAGGCUUCUACUAAAAACUAAGCCGCGAAUAGAUAAUCCUCCGCUUGUUGAUAAUGCCUUAAACCACUAGCACCUCCGCCAGUCGGGAAAUAGGAAGGCCUCGGGUAGCCUCUCCGAUCGUUUAGCAUGCCAAAACCAAACGGCGGCCGAUGAGAUUUACCAAGAGCAGGCCGUGACCGACGUCACACCCUGCCCCCGAUAUUUUGGAGUUUUCCCGAUACUGGCAGAGGUACUAGUGCCUUAACUGCAAUGAUUUGAGAACGGCGAUGAUUCAUUAAAAAAAAAAAAAAAGGCCCGUGGAGAAGAGAUGAACGUCCUUGAAAAACAUCAAGAGAAUCCAACAAUUCUAACAGAAAAAUAUUUAUUAAUAAUCAAUUAAAAAGAGUACGACACUCCUGCAAAUAAAACAGGGCAGGGGAGGAGGGGAAACGAGAGCCAGAAAGCGCCGGCGAAAAAAAACAGAAAAGACAAACAGAAGCGCCAGGAGUGGAAGAGGAAAGAGCGCGACAAAGCGCAACACAGAAAAAGUGGCCAGGCAGAGGACAAAGCCGGGAGAAAGAGCGAGAAGGGGGAGAGGGAGAGGAAAGGUCCAGGAGAGAGAGGAGGGAAACUGGAGGGAGACAGGAAGUAGAGGAGGAAGAGGAAGAGGAGGAAGGAAGAGGAAGAAGAGGAUGAAGGAAGAAGGUCCGGGAGAAAGAGCGAGAAGGGGGAGAGGGAGAGGAAACGUCCAGGAGAGAGAGGAGGGAGACUGGAGGGAGACAAAGGAGAGGAGGAAAAGGAAGAGGAAGAAGAGAAGAGGGAGAGGGAGAGGAGGGAAGGAGGGAGAGAAGGGAGAGAAGGGAGAGAAUGGAGAAGGGAGAGGAGGAAGAAGUGAGAGGUGGUGAAGCAGGCGGGGAAGCGAGGAGGGAGAAGAGAACAGCAAGCGACUGGUCUCGCAUUGUGCAUUGCUGC
Chara braunii is the source of this 1845-nucleotide messenger RNA. NCBI's taxonomy places the organism in Eukaryota, Viridiplantae, Streptophyta, Charophyceae, Charales, Characeae. The record is from the annotation of a GenBank genome assembly.